Trichoderma atroviride IMI 206040 is the source of this 2816-nucleotide messenger RNA. The record is from RefSeq and is a predicted model, not a curated record. NCBI's taxonomy places the organism in Eukaryota, Fungi, Ascomycota, Sordariomycetes, Hypocreales, Hypocreaceae.
CUUCAGCGGGUGCGAAUCAACUCUAGGGCUGUCAUGAUGUAUCUGGGGCGUCAAAGUCCGGCAGGAAAGAAAUGGAAUGGGCGACCUCAUGUCUUUCGUCGACCUUUCCGUUACCUGAUACAUUUCCACGAUAAAAUGAAAGAAGCUCUAGCUGAGCUAGAAGAAUCGGCUUCAAGUGCUGAUUCGAAGUCUGCCGACUCACCGCAAGCCCAGGAGUCGAGUACAGAUAAGGGUAAAGAAAAGUCGGACUCUGAAUCUCUCGGAAUAGAGUCUCUUUUUACUCAUUCCGAUACCUUGGCCGAAAUGAGACUCUACAUCAAGUUCGUCGAUGAAAUGAUCAUGCCGGAAUAUCAGCGCUUCCAAGAUCAAGAUAUCAACACUGCGCCUACGAAGAUCAGAUGGGACCUCCUAUGGUAUCUCUUCAAACCUGGAGAUUUAGUCUAUGUACCCAAUCUUAAUAGCGGUGUCCGAGCUCGAGUCCCCAUGGGAUCUCAUACUGAUCAGAUGGUAUGGAGGAUAUAUCGAGCUCCCUUCAAGCAGUCGGUUAUUGAUGGCUGCAGCUGUGAAUCUUGCCUCAAGAUGGACUCAACCUGGUCAAUAUCUUGCUACCACAUUGAUUAUGAUGGCCAAAAUUAUUCUGCUGUGGGCAGAACUAUCGAGAUUCCCUCAUUCGAGGGGGAGCGUGAGAUUACACAGCUGCCCUGUUACCCUAUGCGAUACGUCAAACAACGAGAUGAGAUAAUGGAGAGAGGCCGACAAUACGGCAGCAAGUUUAUCGAGCACAUCGAUCCAGCCAAAAGAUACAGCUUCUACCGCGGCUGGACGCUCAUUAAAACACCUCUCGGCCAGUCUGUUGAAGACAAAAACGGAAGAGUCAUGACAAGCCCUGAACAUAUCGAGAGUGAGAUUCUCGUCGACUUCGAAGAAGCCUUCAAUACAGAUCCGUCGUGGAAGCCCGACAUUCUGGCGGUGGAAGCGCUGACUUACAGAGUUGUCAUAUCAGUUGACAAUGAGAGCCCGCUGCAAGAGUGGCAUGACGAGAAGCGCACCAACCUCAAGGAUGCAUGGGAGGACAAACUGAUUACUGAAGACGGCGUCGACAUAAUCCAGAUGAAUGAGUUUAUUGAAACAGAUUUGCUAUUGAGGAAAAAGAAGGAUAACGAGAACGAGCUUGAGAUUGGAGAACUUGAAGGUGACAACCUGGCACUUCUGCCAAGACGACUCUUUGCAUAUGCCCUCUGGGAGCGCAAAUUCGUGCAGGUUGACGUUCGAGACGUUUCGUUCCCCGAGCUCAAAGAUAAGGACAGAGCCUUUGAUAGCCUCCAGAUUCCUGGGGAACACAAGAUUCUGAUGCAAUCGCUAGUCUACUCUCAUUUCAAAAAGAGAGUCAACGAAGGCACUGUUGAGAUUGCAACCCAGGAUCUCAUUCGCGGAAAAGGAAAGGGGAUCGUUUUGCUACUCUUUGGUGUACCCGGUGUUGGUAAAACAGCUACUGCUGAGGCCAUAGCUCAAAAAUUUGAGAAGCCUUUAUUUCCAAUCACUUGCGGAGAUCUUGGCUUCACGCCUGAGAGUGUGGAAAGGUCUUUGAGCGAGAUAUUUCGUCUGGCUCAUUUGUGGGACUGCGUCCUUCUCCUAGACGAAGCGGACGUCUUUAUCACACAGAGAGAUAGGAAGGAUUUGGAAAGAAAUGCUCUAGUGUCUGUGUUUCUGCGUAUGCUCGAAUAUUACAACGGCAUUCUGUUCCUUACCACGAACAGACCUGGCGUUCUUGAUGAAGCAGUCAAAUCUCGAGUACACUUGAAUCUUCACUACAACUUCCUCACCGAGGAACAGGUGGUCGCCAUCUUCAAACUCAACAUUCAGCGACUUAAAGAAAUUGAAGACCAAGCCGCCAAGGCUCCCGGACACACCAAACUUUUCAUCGACGAGACCGAUAUCAUUAGUUUUGCCAGCGACCACUGGAGAAACCACACAGAUGGUAUUGGGCGAUGGAAUGGGCGACAGAUUCGUAAUGCUUUCCUAAUCGCCGCAUCGUUGGCGCAUUAUGAGGGCGAUGUACAAGUGAGACCAGAGGGCCUACAAAAACAGCUCACAUCCAAGCACUUCAAGAAGGUAGAAGAAACUACCAGACGGUAUGACGAGUACCGAUUGGCAUGUUUAGGAGAUACGGACAGCUACCUUGCCCACGAUCGGUAUGAAAGAGAUGACGAGUGGCAUCCUCACGCACGAGGAGCUCCUAAUGCCUACAUGGCCAAUGUCCAGCCUCAGGGCCCUGGCUUUCUGCCUAGGGCCGGGAGUUACCCGUGGCAGAGACCUGUACAAGCACCCGUAAACAUGAAUCCAAGCUCGGUGCAAAGACAAGGGGCUGGAGGAUGGUCGAAUAACAUGGAAGCACGUCCCCCUCCUGCUUCUACCUCUGGAUAUCAACCACCUAUGCAACCAUCUCAUGGACAGCCCUCGCAGCAACAAUUCUCACAGCAUCCGGGGCAUAUGCCUGGAAAAGGGCCCGGUACUUCAAACAGUCCAAAUUACACUACGCAAGGUCCCUACCCUUCUCCUCCAGUAGGGAAUAAUGAGCUACAGGGUUACGAUAUGGGAGGCAAUCCACAGGUGAAGCCUAGGGGAGAGCCGAGAAUGGAUGAAUGGAAUGGCGGCGGCCAGCAGCAGCAGCAUUGGCAGCAGAAUCAGAAUGGGUUCAAUUCAUAUUAAGCGAGCGAUAUGUAUUCAUUAUAUCCUAGCGUAUACGGAGAGUAAUGGUCUUAUACAUGAAAUAAUUAGAGUUUUAAUAAAUAAAGAAAAAGGUUUUCCACCAUCCC